Molecule: messenger RNA, 1271 nt
Organism: Acaromyces ingoldii
Lineage: Eukaryota; Fungi; Basidiomycota; Exobasidiomycetes; Exobasidiales; Cryptobasidiaceae
Exons: 2
Coding region: 27-1271 (414 amino acids)
Biological process (GO): inner mitochondrial membrane organization
Cellular component (GO): mitochondrial inner membrane
Source: RefSeq, a predicted model, not a curated record
CGGUGGUGACAAGAAGGAGGCGGUAAAUGACGAUGACGAUGAGGACGAGGAGUUUACCCCUGCACUCCAUCGGGACAGCAAGUGCGCCGCUUCCGAGAGUUGCAGUCAGGCCGCUAGCCUCACAAUUUCGAUUGGCGUCCUCCUCUUUCUCCUCCUCAACAUCCCCUCCUACUUCUUCUUCUUCCUCUUCCUCUUCGACUCCAGCAUCAUCACCCCCGCCAUCGUCCCCUUUGUCAGGGGGUGGACCGCAACCGGAUGCAAAAGACUCAAAAGAAAACUCGUUUGCAUUCCUCGAGCAGCUGCAGCGGGCGUUCCGGGAGCGAAAAGCAGGCAACGGCAACAGCAGCUCGACGCUCCAGCUGACGCCUGCGCUCCGCCAGAAACUGACCGAUGCGAGCCAGAGGUGGAACGUGCUGAGCGGGUACGACGAAGUGCUUCGAAAGACGCUUCUCGUGGACGAGGCCGAGGCACAGCUCAAAGAGAUCCGAACGCGGCAAAAGGAGGUGCGGCAGGCGUACGUCGAUGCCGUCGCGCGCCGCUCGGCCUCGCAGCGGCGCAUCAACGAUUUGCUGCAGCGAAAGAGCGCCUGGACAGACGAGGACCUGUCUGCUUACACGGCCCUGCUUCGCGCCGAACACGGCGAGGGCCGGGCCGAGUCCGAGGCGCAGGCGGCCUACGACGGCGUCGAGCGCGAGGUGGGGCGAAGCUGGGAUGCCGUGCAGCGCACCACGCUGGAGCGGUACCACGCCGAGCAGGUCUGGCGCGACCGCGUCCGCGAGGCGAGCACGUACGGCAGCAUCGUCGUCGCCGUCGUCAACGUCGUCGUCUUUGUGGCGGCGAUCCUGUUUGUGGAGCCGCUGAAGCGCAAGAGGCUGGCACGGACGUUUGAGGAGCGGCUCGUCAAGGUCGAAGAGGACCACACGGCCCUUGUCCAGGGCCUUGUCCAGGACUUGGCCAGCGACAUGGGUACAAAGGUGCAGGGUAUCGAUGAGCGGCUCGGUGUGCUUCUGCAACGAGCAGGCGUGGCGCUGCCCAACAACGAAGAGGGGAUUCGAGCAGGUGCGUCACCUGACGAGUCGUCGUCGGCCACGACGCAGCCGCUGCCACCAUCAACAUCAACACCAGCAACAUCACCAUCAACAUCACCGCCGCCGCCGCCGCCGUCGCCAGAGAGGUCCCAGACGCACAGGAAGGACAUGGCUCUGGCUGGCGGCCUCGGAUUCGCCCUCGGUGCAGGCAUCUUGGCCGCCAUGGGUGCCGUCUGGAGCUAG